Perca flavescens (yellow perch) is the source of this 2336-nucleotide messenger RNA. It is a transcript of the gene afg1lb, whose product is annotated as AFG1 like ATPase b. The coding region runs from base 16 to 1629 and encodes 537 amino acids. Gene Ontology annotation, molecular function: ATP hydrolysis activity; ATP binding. The transcript has 15 exons. The record is from RefSeq and is a predicted model, not a curated record. NCBI's taxonomy places the organism in Eukaryota, Metazoa, Chordata, Actinopteri, Perciformes, Percidae. Gene Ontology annotation, cellular component: cytoplasm; mitochondrion.
GCGUUUUGAAACAUCAUGGCGGCGUACAAUGUUCUUGCAGCUGUCAGAUACUCAAUAAAUGUUUUACUAAAAGACACUGUUCUGUCUUCAAAGAAUAUAUGCCGACUGGCAGCCAUUUGCACUGGAAGAGGUUACACUAGUUGGAGGAUGUGCAGUUCAUCCGCAUCAUCCUGCUCCAAUGAGUCUCCAGCAGCAGAUAUCUGUGCCUUCAGUGGACACUAUGAUCGCCUAGUUCAGUGUGGCUCCCUGAGAAAAGAUGCUCAGCAGAGAAGUGUUCUCCAGCAGCUGGCUCAGCUGCAGCACACCCUGGAGAACUACCGUAACAGCAUCUACUUGAACCUACCUCCACCAAGGCUAAACUCUAAAGAUGACAGUCAACUUCCAAAAGAUAAAGAUGGUGGAUAUGCUGCAAAGACGGUCCCGAAGCACUCGUCUUGCCGUCUCAACACCAGAACUAAACAGAAAGGAACUAAACUCGGAAGGAAUCACUUCACAUGGGAGGAACCUGCUCCACCACCACCCCCCAAAGGCUUCUAUAUCUAUGGAGAUGUUGGCACAGGGAAGACCAUGCUCAUGGAUAUGUUUUACUCCCGUGUGGAAAACACUCGUAAAAAGAGAGUCCACUUCAACAGCUUCAUGUUGGACAUCCACAAAAGGAUCCAUCGGAGGAAACAAAGCCUGCCAAAACGAAGGCUAGGGAAAAUGUUCACCUAUGACCCCAUAUCACCAGUUGCCAUGGAGAUCAGCAGUGAAACUUGCCUCUUGUGUUUUGACGAGUUUCAGGUGACCGACAUUGCUGAUGCCAUGAUCCUGAAGCAGCUGUUUGAGACACUGUUCAAGACCGGAGUGGUGGUGGUGACCACCUCCAACAGACCCCCUGAUGAUCUGUACAAAAACGGACUUCAGAGGAACACCUUUCUACCUUUCAUCGACGUGCUGAAGGAACCAAUGGGUUUAAAGCUGAGUACCACAGACAAGGAGUACUGCCACACCAUCUGCCUAGACUCUGGGAUUGACUACAGGAGGCUGGACAACAGUGCAGCGGGGAAACUCUACUACCUCACAGGGGAGCCCGGUGUAGAGGCCUUUUUGGAUGCGUUGUUUGAGGAGCUGGCCUUAAGUCAAGAGAGUGUUACAGGCCCUCGGUUACUCACAGUGCUGGGCAGAGAUGUGACUCUGGAAAAGACCUGUGGCUCCAUUGCUGACUGUACUUUUGAUGAGCUGUGUGGCAGACCUCUGGGUGCCAGUGACUACCUGGAAAUUGCACGGCUCUUUGACACCGUAUUCAUUCGCCAUGUUCCCAUGCUGACACUGACCCUGAAGGACCAGGCCAGACGCUUCACCACCCUCAUAGACAACUUCUAUGACAACAAGGUGAGAGUGGUGCUGCUGGCGGCUUCUCCUUUAGACGAGCUGUUUGUCCACAGUGGAAGGGACAGUGAGAGGGACAGACAACUGCUGGAUGAUCUGGGCCUCAGCGGGGAGGCAGCGGAGCGCCUGACUCUGUUCACCGCCGAGGAGGAGAUCUUUGCCUUCCAAAGGACCGUCUCCAGACUGAUGGAGAUGCAAACAGAGUCCUACUGGAUGAAGAGAGACCGCAGUCACAGCAACAAACACGUGAACACCUAACAUCCACCCCUGCUGCCUGAUGCUCAUAUAUACCUCAAGACAACACAGUACCUCACUAACUACUGACAAUACACAAGUUCCUGUUUAGCAGAAAUGGGAAAUACUCCAAUAUAUCCAAGAAAGACUUGAUACCCGCAGUAAAUAUAUAACAAAACUAGAUACCGGUUUUCAAUUAGGAUCUGACUUACCUUUAUCUUAUGCAUGUGUGUUAUAUCAUUUUACGGUUUGGUCCUCUGUUGAGAGGUGUGCUCUCUCCCCCUUGUGGACCAUUUAUUUUAAAGAAUAUGGAAACCUCUCCAACAUGUGUGAACCACAAGGGAAACAGGUGUUUACUUCAGAGAGAUGAAGAGGGCCAAGUGUCCCUCAGAGUAGUUGUAAACCGCCCUCUAGUGGGUGAAGUGGGUUCAAUAGUCUCAGGCUAUUCCUGUUUUUGUAUAACAAUAUCAGUCUCUGUAAAUCUCAACCGUAUACUGUAAAAACCUGGUAUGAAUUAAAAAUGUUAUGCAUGAUAUUAAUCCAUGUAUUCUAUCCAUCAAGCUAAGUAACUGCUGGACUGGCAUGGAUGUAUUCCAAAUCUGGAUUCUUAAUCAUAUCAAGUGAACUAGUGUUGAUUUUGGGGAGGGGGUGUCUUGCAUAAUUACAGGAAAAAGCAUGCACAACUGCAAACUGUGGUAAAACUUCAAUAUAAUAAAAUUGUCAACAAACUA